This is a messenger RNA of Diceros bicornis minor, 9393 nucleotides long. It is a transcript of the gene SLC24A2, whose product is annotated as solute carrier family 24 member 2. The coding region runs from base 207 to 2099 and encodes 630 amino acids. The transcript is spliced from 9 exons. Gene Ontology annotation, cellular component: membrane. Gene Ontology annotation, molecular function: calcium, potassium:sodium antiporter activity; calcium channel activity. The record is from RefSeq and is a predicted model, not a curated record. NCBI's taxonomy places the organism in Eukaryota, Metazoa, Chordata, Mammalia, Perissodactyla, Rhinocerotidae. Gene Ontology annotation, biological process: long-term synaptic potentiation; calcium ion transmembrane transport; intracellular calcium ion homeostasis.
GGCGGGCCGCGCUCGGGCCCCCGCCGUGUGCGCGUCCUCCUGGCGGAUCCCGUGUAAAUGUCGAAAUAUUUCCUGUGAAGCAUAAGAAUCCCUGAUUGUGGAAGUGCGCCACAAGCACCGUUAACUAUAAAGUGAGGAAAAGUAUGAAAGAACCAUCUGGUUGAGUCUACAAUUUGAAGACCACCACAUCCACCAGAAGCCCCAGGAUGGAUCUGCACCAAAGCACAGCCAUCACUUCCCUUGAGAAAUGGUGUUCAGAUAAGUCACCAUCUGGCUACAGGAGACAUUAUAAUGUCAGGAAAAAACUGAAGUUAAUUCGAAUCUUAGGCCUUUUCAUGGGCCUGGUAGCCAUUAGCACUGUGCCAUUUUCAAUCAGUGCCUUUUCUGAGACAGAGACACAGAGCACAGGAGAGGGUAAUGGUGCAAGUGGCCCUGGGGUAGCACACAGUUACCGUCCAAGAACUCUCUUAGAUUUAAAUGACAAGAUUCGGGAUUAUACUCCACAGCCACCUCUUUCUCAGGAAGACAAAUCUGAGAAUAAUACAGAUCACGCCCAAGGAGACUACCCAAGAGACAUCUUUUCCCUCGAGCAGCGAAGAAAAGGCGCCAUCAUUCUCCACGUCAUUGGAAUGAUCUACAUGUUCAUAGCCUUAGCCAUUGUCUGUGAUGAGUUCUUUGUUCCUUCUUUGACUGUCAUCACUGAAAAACUGGGCAUCUCUGAUGAUGUGGCUGGAGCUACCUUUAUGGCUGCAGGGGGCUCAGCCCCAGAACUUUUCACAUCUCUCAUAGGGGUAUUCAUUGCUCACAGCAAUGUUGGCAUAGGCACAAUCGUGGGAUCAGCAGUGUUCAAUAUCCUCUUUGUUAUUGGCAUGUGUGCUCUGUUUUCUAGAGAAAUCUUAAACCUGACGUGGUGGCCGCUCUUUCGGGACGUGUCCUUCUACAUCGUUGACUUGAUCAUGCUGAUCAUAUUUUUCCUGGAUAAUGUCAUCAUGUGGUGGGAAAGCUUACUUCUCUUAACAGCUUAUUUUGGCUAUGUGGUUUUCAUGAAAUUCAACGUCCAAGUAGAAAGAUGGGUGAAGCAAAUGAUCAAUCGCAAUAAAGUCAUCAAGGCGACAGCGCCAGAGGCACAAGCAAAGCCUAAGCCACGUCUGCAGCGAGGAGGAAGUUCUGCCUCCCUCCACAACAGUCUCAUGAGAAACAGCAUCUUCCAGCUCAUGAUCCACACCCUUGACCCACUUGCUGAAGAACUUGGAUCAUAUGGAAAACUAAAAUAUUAUGACACAAUGACUGAAGAAGGGAGGUUCAGAGAAAAGGCUUCAAUUCUCCACAAGAUCGCCAAGAAGAAAUGCCAGGUGGAUGAGAACGAGAGGCAGAAUGGGGCUGCCAAUCACGUGGAAAAAAUCGAGCUCCCAAACAGCACCAGCACAGAAGUUGAAAUGACGCCUCCCAGUGAUGCUUCGGAACCCGUACAAAACGGAAAUCUCUCCCACAGCAUUGAAGCUGCAGAAGCCCAGACCACAGAGACGGGUGAAGAUGAGGAGGACCAGCCGCUCAGCCUGACCUGGCCUUCCGACACCCGCAAACAAAUCACGUUCCUAAUUGUUUUACCCAUAGUGUUUCCUCUCUGGAUUACCUUACCUGAUGUCCGCAAACCUUCAUCAAGGAAGUUCUUUCCCAUCACGUUCUUCGGCUCCAUCACCUGGAUUGCAGUAUUCUCUUACUUGAUGGUCUGGUGGGCACACCAGGCUCCCGCUGCCCUGGCUCCUGUACACCAUCAUUCACAGAUUCCAACCAGUGGCCGUCAGCAGCAACGGCCUCUUCUGCGCCAUCGUCCUCCUCUUCAUCAUGCUGCUCUUCGUCAUCCUCUCCAUCGCCCUUUGCAAAUGGCGGAUGAACAAAGUGCUCGGCUUCAUCAUGUUCGGACUCUACUUCGUAUUCCUGGUGGUCAGCGUCCUCCUGGAAGACAGAAUUCUUGUGUGCCCUGUCUCCGUCUAGCGGGAAAAGCCAUAUCUUGCACCAACAGCAUGGAUGGUCCCUCCCCACUCUGGGUUCUAGGCUCCUCGACCUCUCGAGAAGAGGCGGCUGGCACACGGCCCUGAGCAUUUCGAGUGUCCCUCCUUGGCGGAUUUGAGGAGGAUGGAUUCACACUGGGCCCCUUCAUUUCACAGGCUGCUUCCACCCCUGCCUAUUGAAACGGCUUCAUGCAAGAGACAGAGAGAACAUGGGGGCUUCUCUCCAUUCACCACUGACAGGUACUCCUCGCUGGUCGGAGGUACAUUCGUUGUAAUGAUGCAAACAAUGACGGAGGCUCUAUACAUACAUAUAAAAUAUACAUAUUAUAAAUAGAUGCACAUGAACACACCCUGCCUGUUCCUGUACUAUACCUCUCCUUCCAUACCUAUAGAGUAAUACAUACCUGUAUACAAACACAGAAAAAGAAAAAUUAUAUAUGUAUAAAAUCAUAUAUAUAUAUAUAAAUACAAAUGCAUCUUUUCAGGGAUAGUUCUAGUAUAUUUAUAGUACCUAUUUGAAGAGGGGCAUCAACCUUCAGUCUGAGCUUUCCCUCCAAUUGUGAGAGGUGAACUAAUAGAGUCAUUGCUGUGAACUUCAGCCUACCUUGGACUUACUGGGAUCCCGCCUGGUAAGGUGGGUGUUUUAGGGAAAUAUGUUCCAGGAAGGAGGACUUGGUGGAGAGGGUCUGUAGGAGCCCUGAGUUGAGCCCUCCAAAACAUUCCCUCAAGUCAAACAGGGACGACUAUCUGCCCACCCCCACUGGGGUGCACUGAUGGAAACCUACAGGGAUACCUGGGACAGACAGAGGUAAAACCUGGAUUGAGUGGAUUCUGGUUUGGGGGCAGGGGGAUGUGACCAGGGUUGGGUUUUUUGGGAUUUUUUUUUUAAUAUAUUGCCCCAGCAUGCAAGUAGAAAAUAUGACUGCAAACCAAAUUAGCACUCUUCUAGGUCAGCAAGACUAUAUAAACUGAACCUAUAUUUUUCCAAUGCAUGUCCCAUUAUCAUCAAAAGAAGGGGGGCACGUUUAGCGUGACUGUCAUUUAGACAUAUUUUGAUGCUAAGGACUCACAUAUAAUCAAAAUGCCUACCAAGAGAGCCUGACUAUGUAAUAAGAAAUACCAUCAGGUAGAGGCGUUCAGUGGGACUUGCCACCUAACAGGAGCAUAAGGGCAUAGUUCUUUAAAGCAUCUUCCAGUGUGGUCAUAAAGGGCUUCAGUGUCUGAAUAAAUCAUUAUUCCUCCAGUAGAAGGAAACUGACUCUGAUCAAUACUGCUUGGGUUGAGGCAGCUUAGAGAUGUUUGGAAAGGUAUUCGCAUGCUCAAUGUACCCAGGAAGGUUUCUGGGUCCUAUGUCUAGUGGUGCCAGGACCAGGAUUUGGUUAAAGCCCGUGCAACAUCUGUGUCUCUCCUGCCAUCAGGACCCAAUCUGAGACUCUUUCAAGCUUACAGAGUACACUGAAGACUAUACUCAGCUUUAUACUGGCUUCCAAGCUGGUCACUCCAAGGUUUGGAUUUCCUGAUUCUGCUCAGCAUUCAUGGGAUAGUUUCAUUUCAUUUAUUCAGUGCCCCCCAAAUUCUGUCUGACACCUUGUAUGAUAUCUCAGGUCGAUGUCAAUAGAAAAUAAAAACAGCAGGAAAAAAAAUAUAUAGGCAAACUAAAUUGAUGAAAACAUAUGUAGAGUUUUUCAUUUGCCCAAGUCAUGCUUUCCUUAAAAUCAGUUAAAAGCAAAUCGAGGAUGGCCCGUGAUUCGUACCCAUCCUACGUCUAAGUUGGUGCACACCACGUUUGGGGAACUAUAUCAUGUGUGUUCUUGUCUCCGGUCUAUUGUGUCAGGGAUGCCUGCGAUGAUUUUGUCGUGAGCACGUACCUCCUAAGACUGGGAGACAGGAUGCAGGACUCACGACUGAAUAGAGAGGCAGGGAGACCUGACAGCCCAGAUCAAGCUCAAUAUUCCUCCCACGAAACCCCAGCUCACUCCACAGAGCGUGGCGGUAACAGGCAGUGCCCCUCAUUGCUCUUCACCCACAAGCAAAAAGCGCUUCUAAGCGGAGGACCCCUGGGAAAACAGGAAAUCCAGAUGGCCGCCACCCCGAGACUAGCUCUCCGGUCUCUCCAACUUUGCCAAGUCAGGUUUGCAGUUGCGUGAAAGAAACCUGCCUCCUGUUCAUCAAGGGUAGGAUUUCGUAUUGAGGAACAAGAAUGUGUGCUCGUUCCUUAGAGUGAAAAAGAAUAAGUGAACUUGUUGUUAAAAACUCUGGUGGUUUUCCCUGAAGGGGAGCAAAGUUGGUUAUUGCCUGAGAAUAUAGUAUUGACUGGCUUGUUGUUUGAAAGAAUGUUCGAAUAGGUGACUUUGACUCAACUGCAGAUAGACUCUGUAGAACCAGACAGGAUGAGGGAGGCCGGGUGUAGCCCUGCUCUUAUUUCAGCACCUCCUGAUGCUCCCCCUGCCUCCUCACUCCUCCCAUUCAUUCCCAGCUGGCAGUGAAGACUCCUCCAGGCAGCCACGGGACAUCUUACUUGCUGGGAGCUCCACUUCAUAGGGAGAGUUGUAGCCAUUAAUAAAAAGUUGUAUUUGAGAAGACAAUAUUUCCCAGCCCAGGUCCCCCCUCAGUGAUGUGCCCUGAGCGUGGUGUGCAAGAGUGUUCCCUGGCUGGCUGGUACACAGGCACCUUCUCCCUGCCACUGCUUGCCCUUGCACUCCCCUCAUUGUGUGUCUGUGAGGUUAUGUGUUGGGCUAGGGCACAUCCAGAGAGAAGUGUAUAGAAUGCAACACUAGAUCUUUAAAAGCAUUCAAAUCAUUAAAAUAAUUAUAAGAAAGAACUUUCCACGUCAUGGUUUCCUCAGUAGGUCAUCGCUAAUGCCUUUCCUGCAAGCCUGUGAAUACACAUAUAUAAAUAGAUAUGUUGAUACAAGAUCUACAUGUACACACACAAUAUCACUUUCAUCAUCACCCUCUGACCCGAUCCCAUUCAGGAUUCAAAAGCAGGGAGCAUCAAGUUUGCCGUAGUGAAGGAAGAGGAAAGUCAUGCACACCAACAACCAAAGGGGACAUUCUUCCCUGAUCUCAUAAAUAAGGUGGUUUUGUUCUGUGCCCAUAUACACACAACCAUACACAUAUGCACCCACCCCACAUAUUGUCCCACCCCAAGAAUAUAGAUUUACAGCCUUAAAGAAAUGGCCAGCCAUAGCUGAUGUAAAGGCAAAGGAUACACAACAGAAAAGUACAGGAAAAAAUGUAGACUGCAAUACUCUUUCUGCUUCCCUGGAGCAGGGUGUAAAAUAAUAUCACAAAUUCAAGCACCAACUUCUUACUGCUCAGUCUGAAAUAAACAAGCUGUACCCAAAUGGUUCCAUUUACCUACAGCAAACCAAGCAGGUCUUGCUUGCUGUCACCUCCCCUGUCGCCCUAGGCAGCCUCAGGACAGAAGAACAACUUGGCUCAAACCAAGAAUGCCCAUAUAGAAUCUUCUAGAUUGCAUCUGGGAAUGCCAGCACUAAGUCCAGCUGUCCUCUGGACCUGUCUAGUUCCUAAAGAACUGAAGCUGGAGAUGUGAUGGUGUUUACACAACUUCCAAGGACCUAAGCUGAGCCAAGCAGUGACAGCUCGGGAAAGCGCAGUACAUGUGCAGGGAUGAGGGGUAGGGUUGUUUAUCAAUUUGGCAGAUGCAGCAGAAUAUCCUAAAGCCUUGCCCAAAAGAUUAUAAAAAGUGCCAGGGACUGUUUCAUAUUUGGGGAAAAUGCUUUGUAAGGCUUCUAACAGGUGUCACCUGACAGGGGCCAUUAGAAUUUAUUUUCUAGGGAAGACAUGAAUCAGGUGGUUUGGAGCCGUUUCAGCAAAACACAGCUGCCUGGCUGAUGAGACAUUCGAAAAUAUUAAUGUACAUCCACCCCCGGGCGGGGAGAGAGUCGGCGAACUCCCCACCAUCGCUCACAGCACUUAAAUUCCUCUGUAACAGGGAGAUAGGAGAUGAGCUAUAAAGCAAAGUCCUCCCCAAGCCACAUUAACAGAAAGCUGACCAAGGAAAUGACCACAGAUAGAGCUGCUGGCCAGAUAGAUGGUGGAGAGGAUGGGCCUUCUGUUAAAUGUUCUGCUGAAAUUACUGGGUUGGAAUGUCUGAUGUGGGUCUGAGGACCUACCUGAAUACAAGCAUUUCAGAAAAUUUCAAUAUGUUUUCUUCUCUACAUCUACCAACACACACACCCAAGAUUAUGAGGAUGUUAUGCUUCCUUGCAGCUGGACAGAUGGUUACUCAAAUAAUUAAGUGGGCAUAUUAUCAGUGGCAGCUCUGUUCCAGAAGAAAUAAAGGAAACUUCUCUCAGGGUGAUUUCUGGAGAAAUCAGCUGUCUCCAGAAAGCUUGUUAUAGAAGCUAAUGCUCCUUCUUGCUAAGCCAGAUCUAACAUAACCACCUCGCUUAAUAUUUUUAAAAGACACAUCCUCAACUCCCCAGCAGUAUUGUCUUCAAUUAGUAGGUAAGGGCUUAUGAUUAAGAUAGAGUUAGCAAAAAAAAAAUAAAGAACAAAGAAAGAGAAGAAAGAAGUUAAUUUACUUCUACUAGGAUUCCCAAGAAAGCAAGUGUCACAUUGAUAUAUAUCCCUAUGUAGUUUAAAAUAAUUACAGAUUUCAGGCUUUUUUUAACCAAUUACAUGAGCCUAUAUAGAGUCCCAGAUAAAAAUAUUUUCCUUUCCCAAGAAGGCCUUUUCUUGGGAAAGAAAGGUAACAUGCCCCUCAUUCCACUGUGUACUUAAGUUUAGCUCCUUGCCUCUGUGUCUUUGGGUUUCUGACGGCUUCAUAUUCUUUGAAAUAUAUAGCAAACAAGAAAAGCAAUAACGGGUGUGCUCACAGCCAGCCAAACACCACUACUUAUCAUUACGUCAUCAUGCUAUUUUUUCACUUCACUGGGAGCUUUGAAACUGCACAGGCUGUGGCAUGUAAUCACCAGGCAUCUGUCAAAAUCCUAGGUACACUCAUGCUUGCUAUGGAAGUACCACAUGAUUUCCACCUGGACCCCCCACACACAAUGUGCACACUGCCACUUUACAUGCCUUCCUCCCACACCGGGGAUCAGCCCUGCUCAGAACCACCUGAAUUCCAUAGCGGUCUUGCAUCUGACUGGUGACAGUUUUCUUUAAAAAGAGCAAGAGAGAGCUACAAAGGACAAAUAAGUCACAACAGCCAGUUUUUAGAGACAAAAAUGACCCUGUAAUUAUGACUGGAUAGACAAUUAUGUUCAAAUUAGUAGACAAAUACUGGGAGACUAUAUGGAACACCAAAUGACCUCAGCCAAGGUCCUUUCACUAAAUGAUUGAUUGACAGACUGGAAAACCUUAAAGAAUUUUUUAAAAACAGAUAAAUACCUAAGUCUGAAAGACUGCCAUGUUGCCAAGGUUGAUUUCUGUUAAGAGAGUUUGUCCAACCUGUCACCCUCAUCAAAAGGACAAUCCUUUUGUAGGAGAGGGGUCCUGGCACAGACGUUCCUGGCAUCCCAGUUCCAUCAACUAUUAACAUUAACAACCAUCAGUGUCAGAAAAGUCUCCCUCCAGGUUAACCCAAGCCCCUCAAGUUGAUGGCUUCAUCUAUUUUUUUCUUCUCGGCAGAAGAGAACUGCAUCCGGGCCCUCCUCACUGUUUAGCCCUGACCUCACCACUAUGUGACCCUUUAUCUGUUUUCGUCAAAAGUAUCUUUAGAUUUUUAUUUCUGAGUCUUUUUCUCUAACCCUCUCAAUAAUUUUUAUAGUUCUUCCCUACCAAGCUUUUUAAAGUGCUUUAUGUUGCUCUUAAAUUAGGGAACUUCAUGACUAAUCAUGACACAAGUAUAAGGUCUGUGCAGGGCUGAAUUAUAGCCUCACAUCUAAUGCUUUGCUCCCUUUUUAUGCACCUCUCUGUUGCCCUUACCUUUUAGAAAGUCACACUCCGUUGCUAAUUCGCCUUAAUCUUGAGUGCUCUAUGACUUGUGUAUCUUUCUUCCAAGCCAGAUGAAGCCAGUGCAUUUCUCAGCCUGGCCCAGUGCAUUUGAAUAGGCGUCUUACCUACUAUCAGCCACUUUCCUCUUGGUCUUAUUCAGUCUCAGGCUGCUCAUUUCUAACCCCACUGCCAGUGUUCAAGCCCAGUUGGACCCCGUGCUUGCUCCUCUUCAAGAUUCUCACCACCAACCUCCUCGGUUUGCUUGCACUUGGCAAGUGAAUUGAGCAUUUUCUCCAUCUCCUCAUUCGUGUGAAUAUUCAAAAAUGCUAGACCCCUGCCCCCAACAACUUAUGUUCUGUGUAAUUGACUGCUUCUUGGGGGAAUCCCUCCUAAUUGCUACUAAAAUGUGAACAGAAUUCACAACCACAAGAGAGCAGAGUCACAGAAAUACCUUCAGAGCACCAGUAGGUUGAUACAACCAGCACUAUCAGGCGUUUAUCCUCUGGGAAAAGGAUGAACACGGUGCGACAUUAUCACGAGGCCCUGGUGAGGUCAAGCCCAUGAGCUUCGUUUUUCGGUCAUAAUCCCACACUCACAAAGAACUCAGAGUUGGAGAGACACCACUGGAGAUCAUUCAGACACUCUGGACCUGCAUUACCUGCACUGAUUUACCAAAAGGAAUUUAUAUUUUUUCUUUAAAUAGGAAAUAGGGGAAAUGGUUGGACCUCCUCUGAUUACCCAUUAUUGCAGUGCGUUUACUUCCUUGUGUGGUAGGCUGGAUAGGAAUUGUAAGGGUGUUGAUCGGUGUCCUGGCCCAGGAAAAUGGGCUGUAGUUCGCCAAGACGAUGGGAAUUUGCUCCUGCAUUCUCACAUAUUGGGUUGCAUAUUCCUCUAUAAUGGAUCCGUAAGUAACUAAGGCCUUGAAACUGCCAGUUCUCUAAAACACUCAACUAACCAAAAGAGAAUACUAAUUUUUAAAUAAUGUCACCAAAAAAAAAAAAAAAAGAAUGAAUGAAGUCUGAAUCCCUGAAUAAAAUAAUUUUAAGGAUGAAAUUACAUGCAUGAAUUCCUUGCCAUUUAGUUAAACGAAUCUCCAAUUCUUCUCAUCAGGAUAAAACUGAAGGACAAUGGAGACCUUUUGGGUUUUUUAAUUUUUUAAUAUUGCACUUUAUAGCACUUCAUAAGAGACAAUUGUCUUAAUUAAAGCCAUAAAAUACCAAUAAUACGUAUAUUCAGGGCUUCUGAAUAUAGUCAAUCAAUAAGCAGUCCAUGAGUCAUUCUUGUUUUGUAUUGUUUGUUGUAAAUUGGAGUUUAUCUGUUCUAUUUUUUAUUGCAUACACUUACUGUUCUAGACAAUCCUAAUCUACUGAUAAAUUUUAGAUGGGUACUUUAAUAAAACUCAGAAAAUCAAAGAAAUAAUUCAUUUCACAAAAGCAUUCUUCGUUUUCAAAAUAGCUUGUUACACAGUUCCUUUAAAU